Nicotiana attenuata is the source of this 983-nucleotide messenger RNA. RefSeq lists its product as uncharacterized. The transcript is spliced from 2 exons. Bases 300 to 662 code for a protein of 120 amino acids. The record is from RefSeq and is a predicted model, not a curated record. Lineage: Eukaryota; Viridiplantae; Streptophyta; Magnoliopsida; Solanales; Solanaceae.
GUGGCUGAGGGAGGAUUGGAAGAGCAGGCACAAGCUAGCUGUUCUACCAGUCAUAUUGGUGUUGCUAACAGAUUUGAGGUACUCACUCAAGGUUGUAUCUCAUCUUUUGUGGGGCAAGGUGGGCAUGACCAUCCCAUACCCCCAUGAUUAUAGAGAUUCCUAAAUUUCUACAUAGAUGUAAGGCUUGAAAGCAUUCAAAAUAGUGAAGAAACUCUUGCAUAUAAACCGAUUAAUAAGGCAAACUCUGAGACGCAAACUCUGUUUCUCUCCCGGCGCAUGUUAACUAAACGUUCGCAUCCAUGGGGAAGAGGACUCGGAUUCCUACUCAGAAGAUGAUUGGAGCAAGGGAAUCGUGUAAACAAGCCAUAAAGAUGACGAAGAAGCGAGGAAAUCAAGUAAAUCAAGAUAUAGUGGAGAAUCGCAGCAAUUGUCAAAACCUAAAAAUGGCGAACGAUGAAGGUGAAAUUGAGCAAAUUCGAGGCAAGGAGAAGGAAGAGAAUAAAAAAGAAACGCCAUGCAGAAUCGAAUUACCAUCACAAUUGGAAAUUGAUUCAGCAAUUGAAGCAAUGUCCAAUGGAACACUAAUGGUGGGGAAAGAUAAAGUUGUGGAAAAAGUGGAAAAAUUGAAAACGGCUGUGCAGGAAUGGGAGGAAGGAACAUAGAUACAACAAUCUGGGAGAAAUCAAGUGCGUAGCAACUUUUGUAUGAGUUUUAAUGGCUGCUUGUUAAAAUCGUGAAUUUUAGCCAACUUCUGUAAAAGCCAUGAAGUUAUAGGUAUUUGGUUAAAUCGAAAUAAGAGUUCAAUAAAGCAUGAAUAGGCUUCAGGCAAUUAACUCAUUAGUAAUAGAUGAAAUGGCUUUUUAUUUUUAAGUAUAUUAUAAUUUCCUUUUUUCUUUUGUCAAAGUUAUGGUGUUGCAUUUGUCUAGCAUGUACCAAAUGUUGCUCUUCACUCCAUAUAUUAAAAGUUACGGUGUCUGCACUCU